GGAAUAAUCUCUGGGCACAAUUUGCAAUCCAGAUUAGGUGAAGUUAAUCUGAACAGUUGCAGUCCGAUUCAUGUGAGCAGAGAGCCAAAAUAAGCACAAACAACGUGAUCCGGAUUCAGGGCUGCAGCUUUGUUUUUCUCUUUUAUCCCCUCUAAGUUGCCUUUUUAUUCUUCACUUUCUCUGGACGUGAAACUUUGAACAUCCAGGGACAAACCGCGGGGGACAUGCGGACUUUUGCCGUGUUGUUGGCCGUGUUUGCGCUCCUCUCGGCCGGGUUGAGGAGCCCCAUGGCCGCGGGGGAGAUGCAGAGCUCCGUGGCCGAGGAGGAGAGGACAGUGGCCGGGGGGAACAGCUCCACGGUGGCCGGGGAGAGAGCAGCGCAGCGAAGCAGCUGCCCUGACCGCUGUCGAUGCGAGGAGGACGGGCUGCUGUACCGGGUGGACUGCUCGGACCUGGGGCUCCGGGACAUACCGAGCAACCUGAGCGUGUUCACGUCUUACCUGUAAGUCCGCGCCCAGGUGCAUGUUUUAGUGCUUUACUUGAACCGACCUGUUGCUCUUUUUCUGCACGCUCUCAAAGUUUGCAUGUGGACGCGUGCACGGAUGUUAUGCAGCCGUGAGAAUCGGAGCACCUGUCCUGCUCAGCCUCAGUUUAUCUCUCGAGCUCCUACAACUGGCGCGCGUGUGGUGUUCAUACUAUGGUUCAGAUGUUUUAGAGGUGAUGUUUGACUUACCUGAGCAGGUCAGACCACGAGAACAGAGCUGGAAGUUAAACAAAAAGAGACAUUACAAUGUUUACAAUUAGUGAGCUGUUCAGGGGCUUCUGGGGUGAACUGCGGGAUCCUGUAAAGGGUCCACGGGUUCUUCAUGGAGUUCCUAAACCACUUGGAAAAGUUCCUGUGGUUCCUAAGGUGGUUUAUGUCAUAUUUGAAACCGUUUCAGUGAUGAAAAACUUGUAGAAUGAGUUUCCCAAAAUCUUCGGCUGAGUUUUAAACAUGUCAAAAGACCAGGCAAGAGUUUUGAAAGUUUAAAAUAUCUUUGCUUGUAUCUUGUUCCACUUCUGCUUACAUUAUCCUGUUGGUCUUCUCGGUUUGGGUUGAUUUUUUUUCCGCUGGUUCUUGAUUUGGUCCAACAUGACCACGCUUUUGGUUCUGUAGCUGUUUGGUCAUUUGGUUGUCAGAGCUAUUUUCUUGUUGGGGUUGUUUGCAUGUUGUAAACCCAUGUUCCACAUGAACAGAAACAGAGACAUCUGUACAGGAAGAUACACAUUUUUGUGAUGCUGUGUAUAGUUGAUAAUAGGGAUGCACCGAUCCACUUUUUUUACCUCCGAUAACGAUACAGAUAUUUACCGUUUAAUGUCGGCCGAUACCGAUCCAAUGCCGAUACAGAAAAGCUGCACUAAAUUACCUUUUGUUGUAACCUGAAUUUUUACCAUUGCCCCUUGGAACGUUUACUGUGUUGGGAAUUGCAAGUGACCGUCCUUGGUGGCCUGAUGUAUUGCGAUAAAGUUCAAGAUAGCAGACCCCUUUGCUUGCUCCAAUUUGAAAACAAUGUGGGCAUCUACUCAGCGUGUUUACUUGUGGAUGCCACUCACAGCGUAUAGCAUAGGGUUAGACUGAAGAGAUCGGCCCCUAUGCAUCGGGCUCAUUGUCACGACACCCGAUCUAGAAUUUUCUUCAGUAUCGGGACAGAUACCAAUAUCAAAUAUUGGAUCGGUGCAUCCCUAGUUGAUAAGGUGCACAUGCACUGUGUGACAGUUCCUGUUCAGUUCCAGAGUUUUUCAAGUUACUCUACUUGAUAGCUGAUCAGAAUACCCUUUUUAGAACAAAUCUCCAAGUGAAAGAGAAGAAAACUCUGAAGCUUUUACUCUGAAAAGCAUCCAUGUAACUGUAUUUUAUGAUUCCAACAUGGGAAGUUUUCUACAGUGGUGUAGACAAAUAUUCUUUAUGUUGUUUUUCUUAACAGUAGCUCCUGUUAGGAGUUUUAUUUGACGUUCAUGAAUUAACUGAAAUCCACAUUGAUGUUUUUUCAUGAUAUCCAAAAGAAAACAAGACCAUCAGCACCAUGACUUGUGAUUUUUUAUCUUGAAAUGUUGAUGCAUGAAAUCAGGAUGAGGGGUUAAGUUUCAGCCAAGCACCAACGGAACAGCCUGUUCUUACAAUUUCCAAAUAAAAUAUUCACAAUAACGGUCUAUUUCCCACAUGGUAAGGGUAUUUAUGAGUGUUUUAUGUAAUAUUUUAAGACUUACGAAAAUCAAGUUUAAAAAAAAAAGUAGUCCUCUAUUUAAAGCUAAAGUUGCACCAGGUGACCCUUAAAAUCACAGUAGUUCACAAUUAUGAAAAAAGUUAGAAGAAGUGUUUUAAAGUUUGUUAUUCAUGCCUGAAAUACAGAAAACAUUGUCAUCGCCCUGUGAUAACAGUGUCAGAGGAGUUUCAGUGUUUCUAUUUGAGUGUAAACUUCUGUUCAAGCGAAACACUAAAACUAAUUCAAACCCAUUUCACCUCACAGCAGGUGACCAGCCUCGAUACCAGACGCGUUUCAGUCCUGGCAAAACCAUUACAUCACUGUUCUAAGUGUGUGUGUGUGUGUGUGUGUGUGUGUGUGUGUAGAGGGAAAACCUGCCCAUCUUGGCUGUGGUCUAAAAGCAGCACAAUGUCCAGGAUUUAAAUUUCACUCUCAUUAAAGAAAAACCUUCUUCUAUUCAGGAUCACUCUGUGUGUGUGUGUGUGUGUGUGUGUGUGUGUGUGUGUGUGUGUGUGUGUGUGUGUGUGUGUGUGUGUGUGUGUGUGUGCCUGCAAGUGUGUGUGUGUGUGCCUGCAAGUGUGUGUGUUAAUGAAAGCACUUCCCUUACCGCUUGUCUACGACAGGCAGAUGGACACACACACACACACACACACACACACACACACAGAGCGACAGGAUAUCAAAGAGUCUUUGUGUCUUUAUUAAAGCUCCAAUCAGGAGUUGAAUCCAACAAACAUAGAGGAGUUUCUGAGUCUCUCCAGUAAAACCACUGUCACCAGUAGAACUGCUGCUCACCCCUAUCCGACACUCUGCUGCCGGCUGGUCACCUUAAAUGAUGCACGCAGGUGGUUUCUGACCACCUUGCUCUCUGCCAGAUGUUUGCAUUCUCUUACAGUGACCUGAAGAGUUCAGUGCUCUACAGCUGAAAGACAAAACUUUGCCAUAUUUCCGUCCUGAACGCUUCUUUUAAAAUGAAACAAAGUUUUCGAUGAUUCUUUUUUUGACUCCUGGUACUGACCAUCGACUUUAUAUAGAAUGGACGCCAUCUGCCUCCUCGUUGGGUGAAGCCACUCUGAGAACAGCACCCUCUGGUGACGGGCUGCAAUGUAGGUCAUAAAUCCUGCCUCCGCCAGCAAAGCCUAUGGGGCUGUGGACAAACUUUAGAAAUUUAUUACACAGAACAUACAUUUUUCUCCUCCCUGCGAUGUUGACAUGUAGUUACUGUAAGACUGGUUUGUGCUCAAGUCCUCUUUUUUCUGUGCUUCAAAUCUGUAUACUGGCAAAAGGUGGAACCAAGUUGUCAAUAGUAUAUACAGUCUAUGGUAUUGACCCUCUAAUGCAACCCACCCCCCUCUGUUCUCUUAUCCUUACUCUCUUCACCCUUCCCCACUUAGUGCUCAUUCCCUUUUGUAUCUGAUCAUUUUUAUUGUUUACAACUAUGUUCAUUGUGUUUUUACAUCCACAAAAUAAGCCAUUAUGUAUAGAAAGGUGUAAGUUCAAGACCAAACAGUCAACUUUCCCAAUUAGAACCCAAAUAGAAAAGAAACAUUCAAAUAGUGAGACCAAUAAUGAGCAAUAAUUCUCAUUAUAAUAACAUCAACAAUGAUCAUUGAUAAAAAUAUGAAUUGAUUCUAAUAUCAAGCACAUAUUAUUAUUUGUUAUUUCCAGUAAUCUGAAUGUUUAUAACUUUUUAAGAACUUUUAAAAUACUUUCCCAGAACAUGAAACAGACGGACAGACGGACAUCAUGAGAGGCAGCCUACAGUCUCCUUCUGUCUGUCUGUCUGUUUGAGCACCGUCACUCUGAAUACUACCAUCUGUCAAUGCCUUUGUGUGUGUGUGUGUGUGUGUGUGUGUGUGUGUGUGUGUGUGUGUGUGUGUGUGUGUGUGUGUGUGUGUGUGUGUACACUAUCUGCAUGCCUAAGCAGAGCUGUCUGCGUCCUGAAUGGGCCUGUAAGUCUCUAUUCUGCGUCUGACUGACAGCAGGAGCACAGGAAUGCAUUUAGCCUCCGUGUGAUGAAUGAACUGAUGUACAUAUGAAGGAUGGUUUGGCCAUGCCUCCUUUUUGGCUGCCAUAUUGGCUGUCCUGAGUUCUGUCAAAGUGCUGACGUCGCCUCUUUCACCUCCUGCUUAUCUGUUUUCACUAGCUCCUUUCCCCUGGCCUUGUUGGUACAGAUUUGUGCUUUUAUUUUGAAGGAUUAACUCACUGUUGUGCCAUGACCUCUCUCACGACCUCAGAGGAAGGCAGGUAGUCUGCUUACCUGUGCAGGAUGUUUUGGGGCUGCUGCCGUCCAGAGUGUGUUGACAUGAUUCAAUUGUGCUCAGCUGUCGUCAAGAAGCCUCACACACAUGCCAGCGUGCACACACACACACACUGAAAUAGUCCAAACACCUCAGACAGGUAAAUGGACCACCUGCCGUCUUCCUGUGAGGUCAAGAGAGAGGUCAGGAGGGUAAUAUGAGGUUCUUUCCUCUUGUGAGUAAGGUGAAUUUUAUAUCAUCAACUUUGUCUUGAAAAAAAUACUUUCAAAUAAUGAAUGAAAUACUGUAUAAUACAACAGAUUUAUGGGAUAAAAUUAGGGCUGGGCAAUAUGGGAAAAAGUUUAUCACGAUAUAUUUUUUUCAUAUCAGUCAAUAUCGAUAUAUAUCACGAUGCAAAAAUUAAAUUUAACACUGCUUAUUGGUAGCAUGUCUUUUGUAAUACAAUAAGCUACUGCAUCUGUGAAGUCUUUGUGUCUCUUCAAAGUUUUUUCAUAAAGUGUUGCGCUAGAGAAAGCUGACUGAAUGAUUGGCUGUUUCGGCUGCACAGGCGCCAUGAGCUCCUUGUUGGCUCCUUGAGCUCCUUGGUUUUUUCAUUGGCUAUUCUUAUAGUCUGCCAAAACAUAGCAGAACACCGACUAUUGAAAAGGAUAUUGAUGAUGUUUUCUGUUGAUAUUGAGAGGAAUUAAUUUUUGAUAUAUAUUGUUGUCGUUUUAUCGCCCAGCCCUACAUAAAAUGGUAACAUAUGAUGAGUCACAACAUGCUAAAAUACAGUACAAUACAUAACAUAAUGGUAUAAUCCCAUUCACUUCAGUCGAGUUUGAUAAAAUGUGAUAUAUUGUCAUGGGUGUAACAUUUGCAUUUAUUUUCAUACAUACGAUAGAGUGCCAUACGUUAUGCUAUAAUGGGGUUACAUUAUGAUACUUUAUACAUGAUGACAGAAUUUAAUACAGAAUUUAAUAAUCCAGUGUGAUACAUUAUUAGAGAUAGAAUGCUGCAUUCGAGUUACAUCGGAAGUCAGAAGAAAGAGCUGGGAAUGACGUCAUACCCGAGUUACCAGUACAAGUCGGAAAAAAGCAAAAUCGGAGGCAAGAUGGCUAAAUGUAUGAAAGUUAUUUUAGCGCUUGCCUCGUCCAAAUAGAAGCAAAGACAAGGCGAGCACUGAAAUAACUUUCAUAGCAGUAGGUAUCUUGUUUCCGCCUCUGAUUUUGUUUUUUUCCGACUUCGUAACUGAAACGCUUUUAACUCGGGUGUGACAUUCCCAGUUGGACAUCUGACUUCUGAGGUAACUCAAACUCAGCAUAAAUGCAGAAUGAUGCAUGUAGAAACUGUACAAUAUGGUACAAUAAUGUAGCUCAGUUUGAUUAAAAACAAUAUUUAGCGUCAAGUAGGAGGAGUAUAACUUAUAACUAAGGAGUAAACAUGACAUGAUUGAAGCUUUAGAGCAAAAUGAGCUCAGCAAAAGAAAUUCAUUCAACAUGUUCAUAAGACCUCAAGGACACAAACAGUGAGCUUCGGUGAGAAACACUAUUUCAACUAGGGAACAAACUCUGCAGGGCUCCUUCAAGGUUGGUUAUCUUGACCACAAAUUCAGGUUUUUGGAAAUCCUUUAGAUAAGGAGUGAUACUGUGUAAUAUUAACAUAAUUAAAGAGUGUCUGUAAAACUCCCUGAGGUUUCCUGCAGAGACUGUUUGUUUGUAUCCUCGCUCACACAGAAACAGAUCCUGCUGUUCCUCCUGUUGGGAUCUUUUUCUUUGGGAGGAGGCCGCUCAGACUGACAGGACCGAUCAGGGAAUAAACCCCCUGCGUUCACUCGCCCCGGGGGGCCCCCGCUGACCCGCCCCCAAAAGACUGAAAUAAAGACAGAAAGAAAGAGUGAAAGAGGACAAAAACCAGAGAGAGGCCUCGCUGUCACACUACGCCUCCAAACUACACAACUCUCUUUUCUUUCUUUCUGCAGAGUUUGUCUUUCUGCAGGCCACGGACAUUUGAAUAAUCGUCUGAUAUCCAUCAGUUAAAGCUCGAAGAGACCGAAAAAAGACAACACGCACACAAAGCUUCAUCAAACUCAUUACCAAGAGGGAAAAAGCACACAACACGUAUAAUGUAUUCGCCUCCGCUUUCAUCCGUCUGUUCUUUUGGUCUCCAUGCAUGCCUCUCUUUUCUCCCUGGUCACAUAAAAACAAAAAUCACAUCAAGGAUCUGAGCUGGACUCACUCUGGGGCUGCUCCAGGUUCAGUUUGGUGACGUAAAGACAAAAAAUAGCAAAUAUUUAAUGAAAGAAGUUACGAGAGCUGCUUUAUGAUCAUCACCUGAAGCUAUUAAUAACAGUUUGGGUAAAGACUAGAAUAAAAAUACUCAAAAUCAGGCGUAUAAAAAAUUUUUCAACAUUACUUACAAAAUAUUCCAGUGUUUCAUAUCAAUGUUAUGACUCUUUUCCUAAGCACUAAGACUUAAAUAACUUCAUUGUACUCAUUUGACUUUAUUGAUCUAGACAGUCGUUAUAAAACAGGAUAAGUUUAUGAUAUUAACAAUAAUUUAUAAAGUUAUUUAUAAGGAAGCUAAAUGAUUAACAAUGACACCUGAAGAAGGAGUGGGAUUAGCCAAGUGUGUACUUUUUCCCACUCCUUUUUGGACAUGUUAGGAGUUUGACACUCUUGUAUUGUGUCGUGAUUUCUAAAAAUAACUUUGAAAGUCAUUUUCCUCACAAGAAUAAAGUUGUAAGUGUCAUACAGUCAUUUAAAAUCAUAUUCAAAGUUGUACAUUUAUUCAGCGACCUGCCACAUAAUGCUGUUGUGAAGGGGAUGCCACACAUAUGACCUCAUUGGGUUUUUUUCAGCCAGCAUGGUAAUCAGUGUUGAGUGUUUCCUUAUUGUUAAAGCACAGCUGCUGCCACCAUCAUCACAGUGUCCUUUGUGUCUCUGAAUUCAGGUAUAUCCCACAAAGUAUAAACAAAGAGAGAAAAUACACUCUUGAUUAUAUUGUGGGAAAUCCAUAGACUGUAUAUACUAUGGACAACUUCAAUUUCUAAAGUUUGUCCACAGCCCCAUAAGGAUGGCUGGCGGAGGCAGGAUUUACGACUUAAACUGCAGCCCGUCACCAGAGGGUGCUGUUCUCAGGGUGGCUUCACCCAGCGAGGAGGCAGACGGCGUCCAUUCUAUAUACAGUCUAUGGGAAAAUCUAAUUCUAUCCCCAAACCUGUCAAAAAAUGGGGAAUCUGCAUCACUUGAAUUUGAUGUUUCUAGCCUAUCUGUAGCUCUUUUCAAGACAGGCUAAAAAAAUGUUUGAGGAGCAAUGCUACAAACUUAAAAUUAAGGUUAUGUGAAGAAGGCAAAACAGCCGGUGAGCUAACAUCAGCUAGCAGGACUCAGAGCUACAACAUGAACUUGACUGAGCUGCUAAUGAGCUAAUAUCAGCAAGCAGGAUACGAGCCAAUGAAACAUGUGUAUAGCCAUGACGCUAAGGUGAUAAAGAUAUCUUAACAGAGACUUAGCUUUGCUUGGAGUGAUUUAACAUCAAUUAAAAGGACAUAAAACUUGUGUUAGAAUACCAGCAAAGGUGACAGUGAGUGGGAAAUCAGCUAGCAAGGUACAAAGCUAACUUUGCUGCCAUUGUGCUAACAUAAGCUAGGAGUAUUCAAGCUAGCCCAAUGGUGACAAUUCGCUAACAACGCCACCUGAGAGCAUUUUUUUUGUGAUAAUUUCCACUGGAAGGGCAUCCAGUAGACACCUUUCCUACAUUUUAUAUACCAGAAGAACACUCAAAGCAAACUUUUCCAUCACUUGCAGAGUAUCCAGAGGGUACUUUUCUGAAUUUUGUACACAGGAGGGAAUCUGGAUAGCACAUUUUCAUCACUAUGUUUACUGGAAGAGCAUCUAGAAGACAUAUUUUUCUUUUUUCCACUGAAAAGGUAUGCAGAGGUCAGCUUCUCAUCACUUCAUAUGCCGGAUGAGUAUCAAGAAGACACUUUUUUCCUGUUGUUUCCUCUGGAGGGGCACUCAGAGGCCAAUUUUCACGUCUUUUUUUUCCGCUAGAAGGGCAUCCAGAGUACAUUUUUUUCCUCACUUUAUUACUUGAAGAGGCUCUCGAUUUUUUUUUUCUUUCUUGACUGUCACUAAAACUACCAUAAAUUUCCUUAAUUAGCCACUGAAAUACCUUGGUGACAUUAACACAAGGCUAACAGUAAGACUCUGUGCUACCUUAUCAUGAAUAAGUCACAUUUUCAAACUUAUCUAAUCUAAAAACGGGGAAAUCUUUUGUAUGAUGUAUUUUAAGGUGUAAUGUUUUUACUUUAAUGGGUCACCAACAAGACUUCAGAUCGCCAUCAGGUUUCUGCUCUGAAGGUUAUUUCAGUUGUCAGAGAAAACAAGGUGACAUCAGUGAGUCUGAGCAGCAAUGACGCUCUUCGUCCUCUCUUUUCUUUCCUUAUCAGACUCAUCUAUUUUCAGCUCUUUGUGUCGUCUGAUGACUAUCGGCAGGUAGCGUCUCCGCACUCAGGAGGGCUCGGGUCUGAAAGGAAGCAGAGACAGACUGUCUCUGUCUCACACACUGAGGGUGUGUCUGCGGGGUGAAUAUGCCGCUUGUUAAGAAACUUUCUCAACACUCCAUAAAGCCUGUUAAUGUGUGCGCAGGUUUACAACAUUGUCGACAGGUAGUCCAGUCACUCAAACACACUCGGGCUUGUUUGGGCCUAUUUAAGCAGAACGUUCCUUUACUCUGACCAGACUAACAGAGCUAUGGCUGAUUGGCUUUUACUGCUUACACACACACAUGCACAUACACACACACACACACACACUCAUGGCUGUAUUUCUGUGCUUGAAAACAGAUUUUAUUGACUUCGUUCAUUAGCCAGCUCAAAAAUACUGUAAACCUGUGUGUACAUGAGGCAGCAAGUCAGUCAUUAUCCUGACCUGAAGGCUUUGUGUUGUUCUCAUUUAGUCACAUAUCAUAACACAAACAAAACCUGCAUGUACACCUAAAACACAAUAAGUGUUUGUUUGUUUAUUAUUUCAGAUAUAGUUAAAAUUGGGUGAAUGAGCUGGGAGGCAAAACCUGCUGAUUGCAAAACAUUACAUUUUGGGGGAUGGGUAUUUCUCUUCAUUAAGAUUAUUAAAUUUGCUGAUUAUCUUUCACACUUUUUAAUAGUUGAAUUCAUAGGAAGUGCAUCCAGAGGUCACUUUUUAUUUUGAAUUUAUUUAAAGGCUUCCUACAGGACACUUUUGUCCCGUUUUACAUACUGGAAGAGCAUCGAGGGGUCCUUUUUGAUAUUUGAUUUACAGGUGGUAGGGCAUUCAAAGUACACACUCUCAUGUUUUAUCCAUUGUUAAGGCAUCCAAAGGACACUUCUCCACAUUUUAAGCCACCUUUCUUCGCCUCGUAUACUGGAGGAGCAUCCAGAUAGUGUUUUGACGUUUUUUUCCCAUGAGAAGGGCAUCAAGAGGACAUUUCACCAUAUUUUAAAUCCAAGAAGAGCAUUCAGAAGACACUGAUUUAUGUUAAAUUCAUUGGGAGGGUAUCUAAAAGACACAUUUUCUGACUUCCAUAAACUGGAAGAACAUUCAGAGGACACUUUACCCCCAAUUUUUUUAUUGGCGGAGCAUCCAUCAGGCAUUUUCACAUUACUUUGUGGAAGUACAUCCAGAGGUUACACUGUAAUCUUUAAAUCAUUGCAAUGGUAUAACCUAAUAAGGGGUUUGAUCAAUCAAAAUCACGCAUUAAAAUGCUUGGUGUUCAUAGUUUUUAUGAUCUAAAAUGGAUCAUCCUUCAUUUAAAAUGUUAUUUAACAUUAAAAUAUUGUCAAUAAUACAUCUGCGGGUUUAGGUCAGAAGUAUUUUCAGUAGAGUUAAGGAUGUUCGCAUGUAAAAAGGUAUUUCACCCAACAGUGUUUCUACGUUUCUUUGAGUCGUUUGACUUCAGCGCUGCAAAACAGGAGAUGACAGAAGAAUAUGAACACACUCAGGUUUACUCGGCCCUUCGUUUUUUCUUUCUUCCAGUAACUUCCACUCCUGUCAUGUUUCUCACUCAGGUGUGAGUUGACUUUCAGCAGCCCUUUGAAGGAGUUGUGAAGUCCUGUGUGUGUGUGUGUGUGUGUGUGUGUGUGUGUGUGUGUGUGUGUGUGUGUGGGUCCUACCUGAGUUUCUGAGUGGAUGCUUUGUUAAACUCGGUGUUUUUACUGGUGAGAUGUGAUUUUUUUAAAGCUUUCUGUGCUCAAACAUACUGUUACUCUUUAAUUAGAUGCUGAUUCACAGUUUGUGUUUCCAUUUGACUGUUUGCGUUGGGAUGUUGACUAAAUGGUUCAAAAAAAUUCUCUCAAUCUCAAAUAUGUCAAAGGUUUGAUCUGUUUAUGGACAUCACGUAUGCUUAUCUUCUCUUUACCUUAUUCAUACAUCCGUUCAUGUGUGCAAACAUACAGGUGUGACACAUCGAGAUAGUAACUGUCACCUCUGUCCCUCUCUGUGUCUCUGCAGUGAUCUCAGUAUGAAUAAUCUAACCGUGAUGUCCAAUGGGGCUCUGUCCAACCUGCACUUCCUGGAGGAGCUGUGAGUCACACACACUCUCACACACACACCGGUUCAUUCUUAGCUAAAAAGUCAUCAUUUACUGUGUUUGAGUUAAGGAGGUGACAUCAGGUCAUUUCCUCAACACCUGCGUAAAUCCUAAAGCUCUCAGUAUAAAUCAAAACCUCUGAGAUCCUGAUGAAAGCCACUUUCUUCUCAUAACAUUACAACUUUAUUCUCAUUAUAUUUAUGACUUAUAAGAUAUUUUUUCAGUCCUUGACGUGGCCCUAAUACUCUGUCCUAGCAUUAUGAAUUUAAUCUUGUCCUAAUAUAUUUUAUCAUAUCGCAUCGUAUUGUAUCAGAUCUGAUCAGCGUUUAUGCAUCUGCACAUAUGUUUUAUUAGACUAAAUAAUUGAACGCUGAGCUGAAGCUGUUAAUGCAUCAGAGUAUUCAUGUUUCAGCGCAAGAUAUCUCCAUGAACUCCGCUCAGUGCCUGAAACACUGAUGUCCAUGAUACUUGGUGCGUGUUACAGCGCAGGCGACGAUCUCAGAUAACUGUGAGGAUGGGAUAUGUAACCCCAUCUCCUCACCUCUUCAUCUCCUCAGCCGAGUCAUGCUAUGUAUGAACACUUUCACAGCAUCGAGCGUCUCCAGACAGAAGCUGCUGGACCAAAUAAAAACAGGGCAGUGAGCAGAGAGAGACAGAACCAGAGCCAGACUGUGAACAGCUGACCUCAUAGAGACCUGAACAUGACUCUGUUCUGCCCUGCUGCCAGCUAUCGCUGUUUAUGUGCGUGUCUGUGUGUGUGUGAUAUUUGUCACCGUGGCGUGAGAAACGUCACUACCGCGAUAGGACACCACAGAGGUGCAUGCUGGGUACAUGCGGACUGGCUGAACUCUAUGUGGCCUCUGAAAACAAACAGACCUGCAGGACCCAGUACAGCUCGAUGUUUUCUUCACUUUCUCAGAAUUAAGAUUGAUGUUUGAUCCUUCAACAAUAACUGAUCGGAUCAUUGUUUUGUUGUCGAACGCCCCUGGACAGUUGUCAUGGAGAGGACAAUUAACUCCUGAAACUACUUCUUAGGUUUUAGAUAUUUAAAAUGCAACUAAAGCAGAGAUUUACUCACUUUUGUACACUGCCUCUUAUGGACUCUUGAGGAAAUGCAGUUUUUGGCAUUAGUUUAUUUGCCAUCGUUUUCAGCCCUGUUUUUACAAGGUUGGAAACAAAGUAGUUUUUAUUCUGUAAAAAUACAAAAUUUAACAGUGCCCCUAGUGGACACUUAAGUAAUUGCAAUUGGUUUGGUGUUAACUCUGUGCUGUGAAGUUGGCAAGGGCGUAGAAUUGGGUAGGGACACUAGGGACAUGUCCCUACCAAUAAUCAGCUACUACAGUGUAAUCCCUAUCAAUAUAACUGCUGUCCGUGGUGUUUAAUCAAUGAUUAACACAAAGGGUUAACAGUCGGUCUCUACUACCUGUCCCGCCACUAACCUAAAUAUCGCUCUUCGAUUGGCUGCUAGUUUCUCGCUUAUAUCACUACAUCUGCCUGUAAAAGUUACCUGCUAGUUCGACCGGACAGGAGGCAGACAGUGCAUGUUAUCUGCAACUGCGAAAUGUAAGUUGUCAACAUGUUUGUCAUAUUGUGCCUGGGUCAGGUCAACUUAAACAGAUUUUAAUAUCAGCGGUGUCAUUAACAUUUACAUUUCUGUUUGUGUCAGUUUGCGUGCGCGCGUGCAUAACCUUUCAGGAGGACAAUUUUAUGUUCCAACCAAUGUCAAAAUCAAACCUACUUCCUUGGAAGUUGGUUAUUUUAGCAUGUGUCUCUAUGGGUGCAGACUCACCUCAAGAGCCAGCCUCAAGUGGACACUCAUGGAACUGCAAUUUUUGGCAUUUGAUUUUUUCACCCGAGGUGACACUGUGGUCCUUUUUAAAAAAUCUAAAUAAAACAUGAAAAAAUGUCAGUUCUUUUCUAUCUUUUCUUUCUUUUUGAAAGUUUACGGUCUGAAUACAUCAGGAUCUCCACAUAUCUUUCUUUUUCAGGCGUUUGGCAGGGAAUGACCUGUCCCAUAUUCCCAGAGGCGCGUUCGCCGGCCUCUACAACCUCAAAGUGCUGUGAGUACAUCGGUCCAAUAAUACAUAACCUUACCUAACCACUUUUCCAAACCUGUAAAUAACUGAUAAAGACUCAAACUCAAAGACUAAAACUCAAACUGGAAACCUGUUAUCAACCUGAAUGUAAGAUUUAAGCUUUGAAAAGUUGAAGACUCAGAUCAGGAAUCAGGACUUGAUAAAAAGUCACCCUGAAUCUGGUUUGAAAGUGAGAUUGGACCACACAAACUCUCAUCUACACACAAACUGUAAUAAUAUGUGGUAUGUUUACUGGUGCUAAUCAUUCACAGAGAGCCUUUGAGGGCUUGAUGAGUGUCUCAGUUUAGUUUACAGAGUCUGGAACAACGCCACUCUUCAGUGUUUACAUAUUAAACUGUUGUUCUGGCCUCCUUUCAUGUUUGGCUCAUUUAUCAUCAUUAUGUGAUAUUUCAAUCAGCUGUUACAUAAAUACUUCAAGUUUUAGUCUGCUACUUAACCUGCCUCAAAAAAUAUUAUUUAUUCUAUUUCCAGUAUAAAUAUUUCCAGAACCAUCACCAGAUUAACCAACACGGGCAGCAAUCAGCCGUCAUGUACCUCCUGAACACUCAUCAAUUGUACUAGUUUUCAAUUAUUCCAGCAUGAAUAUAUCAUUGAAUCAGAGGUACGGCUGACUUGACUGAUAGGCAGAAGGAGACGUACUGUCUAUCUUUACAGUCUAUGAUAGUCAGUAUCAGUGUUUCAUCAAUGAUAAGCAGCAAAAGACUUUAACUAAACAGGUUUCUUAAAAUGUCAGAUAUUCUACCCGGUAAUUAAGAAAUCUCUCUUCGCUUCAAUGUCUUAACAUCAGUGGUUCUCAACUGGUCUCACUCUGGGACGCACAUUUUCCCAUGGUCCUUAAGUCACGACCCACUUUUAUAAAAUUCAAACCAAGCAAAUUUAUAAAAAUAAAAAAACAAACAAACCUUUGAAGACUUACAUCUUUAACAUAAAUACACCCAAUUUAUCGAGUAAAUUGCAUUUCAGAGCACAUGAACUAAGGAUGACAACUACUGAAGUUGCAUAUACAGAAAAUAUCAAACAUCAAAUCGCAAAAAAUGGAGACCAGCAAAAUGAAAAAUUUUUUACUUGUAUGAAUCUCUGCAUUCAGAGCAUAUUCAGAAGAACCUGAGGAGGACCAUGCAAUGGCAAAAGUGAAUAAAUAUCAAAUUGAACAAAAUAAAGACCAAAAAAUGAAACAUGUAUUUUUACUGCAUUCAGGACACAUUAAUAAGAAACCGAGGAGGACCACGACAUAACGCGUGCCUUUAAAAGAAGCAAUUUUUCAAAAUAGAAGACAUGUAAAACAUCAGAUCACAUGUUUACAUCCACUUUCCUCCACUCACCUUCCUCCUUAUACUUACACUGUUAUUUUGUAAAUUCAUGUGAGUAUUUAAGGUAGUCUUUUGUUUAGCUUAGUUGUUUGUUCUGUAUUUAUACAUUUAUAGUUUUGUUCUUAUAUUUUAUUGUUGUGCACCGUGGGUCUGAGAGGACUGAAAUUUCAUCUGUGCUGUAUGUUUAACAUGAAUAGCAUAUUUGACAACAAAGUUGACUUUGACUUUGACUUGACUUGAUCUGAUGUGCAUCAAAGAAUGUGUCCGUGACCCACUUUUGGGUCGGGACCCACCAGUUGAGAACCACUUCUUACAACAAACAUUACCAGAUAAUCAGCUGUUAUUCUAAGCAGUCUGCCAACUUUCAGACUAAGCUGUGCCGACCCAGCUAAGAAGUUUUAUAUCUACCAGAUAGACACAGAAGUGCUAUCAAAUCGAUCAGGAGAUCUCACUCUUUGGAAAAAAGCAAAUGGUUGUUUUUUUUGAAAUGUGGGUUUAAUCUGAAGUGAAUCAGCGAGUUGUUUGUUUCUGAUUGUGUUAUUUGUGUUGUGUUGUUUCCAGGAUGCUGCAAAAUAACCAGCUCAAGUCUGUCCCUGCUGAGGCCUUCAACAACCUGCACAACCUGCAGUCACUGUGAGACACACACAGACACACACUUACACACACUUACACACACACUCCUCCUUUUGUCUCGUUUUACUCUUUGGUGGAAAGGAAUCCACGCACAUGGAGCGGUAUAUUAAUGUAUGUUAGAGAAGACACAGUGUUCCCUCAGCCUGAUAACACACUGUAAUUAUACUGAAACUGUACCUGUGUGUGUGUGUGUGUGUGUGCGCGCAUGUGUGUGUGUGUGUGUGUGUGUAGAUAAGGGUAUAAGAAUGGAGACGUCUCAGUCUUUCUCUUUGUCUAAGGUCUCUCUCUCUCUCUCUUUCCCUCACUCUCUCCCUCUCUCAUUUAUCUGAUGGACCAUUAUGUGAAGUCCCAUCCUUCUCCUCUGCCUCUGCACCUGAACAGAGGAGGUAUUGUGAGGACAGACAGACAGACAGACAGACAGACAGACAGACAGACAGACAGACAGAGAGGACAUGCAUGUGUACAUUUACUGUGGCUUUCCCAGUUUUACACCCAGAUACACCAAAAUAAGAAAUAUAAAACCUGAAGAUUUGCUUUUUAGAGAAAGUAAUAAAGCACAUUUUCACAUGAAAUAUUCAUAAAGAGCAUUUUACUAUCUUACUAGAAGGUUUAUCUCUGCAGAAGUUGACUGACACCUAAUAAAACAGCAGAUAUAGCUCAUUUAAGUGAUAAUGUUGACAUGUAUAUCAGAAGUCCAGUUUCAGUUGAGCUUAUGCAGUAAAUACAUUUUUUUAAUCAACAUGUAAAUCCAUCGAGCAACAUUUGGAUUCCCAAAUCUGGUACCUUGGUCUCAAAUGACCUGAACUAACCUCUGUAAAAAUGGCACUAACGCUAGUAUUUCAGUGCCACCAGCUGACACACAAAGACUCUCAGAGUUAAGUCUGUGCUCAUUAAAAUACCUUCGUUAAGCCUGAGAGCUGGUUGUCUGGUGGAGUGGCCCUUGAGGAGCCUGCCGAUCAUUCCUCUGCUGUUCAAACACUUGAUCUCUAAUGUUCCUCUCGAGCCGCUUCAAAGUGAGCGAAGCCUUCGUUUUGCAUCCUACAAAUGCAGCUCUUCAUCAAAGCUCAAACCCUUUUUUACAUAUUCAAGUGUUUUUCAAUCCUUUUUAUGUCCAAUUUGGGGCGCAGGACAACUUCAAUAGAAAUGUCAGUAACUGUGUGUAAGUGCACAGUACUUGAACGACCAAAUAUUUCUGCCAGAUUUCUUUCAUUACCAACGUUAAUAGCCUCACCGACAUUAAUAACAUAAAGCUAGAGUUAACCACUAUUAGGCCUGCUGACUGUAAUCACAUUAAAUUUAACAUAGUCCAUAAUUACUCAUAUCCUGAUCCUGUAAACUGAAUUCAUGAGCUGUUGUUGUCGCUGCUGUCUCGUCUCUCGUUCUCUCACCCUCGUUCUCUACUCUCUCUCCUUCCCCCUUACUUACAUAUUCUCUCUCUCCUUCCCUCUAUCUUGUUCUCUUUCUCUCCCCUUGACCUCUCUCCUACUCCUCUCUCUCUCUCUCCCCUUAUCUCUCUAUAUUCCUCCCCAACCCAGCAGCGGCCUGGUGGCUGUCUAGCAUGAGUCUGGUCCUACCCAAGGUUUCUGCCUGUUAAAAGGAAGUUUUCAUUGCCACUGAUGGGCCAAAUCCCAUCUUAGGCUGGGUCCUGAUAAUUCACCAAACAAUGAGCGUGGUCUAGACCUGCUCUUGUUCUUUGAAAAGCAUCUUGGGAUGACGACUGUUGUGAAUUGGCACUAUAUAAAUAAAAUUCGAUUGAUUUGAUUGAUGGUUAAUAAAGUUGAAAUUCAACCCUGAUUACAGAAGAGUUUGGACAAAACAGAAUUUCAUCAUUUUAAAAUCAUUUAAAGCCUUUAUUUGAUUGAAAAUAGUGUAAAGACAACAAGUCAAAUGUUGACAAUGGGAUGUUUUAUUGUUUUAUAUCAUCACCCUAUUAAAAUUACGGCAUAAGUCAUUUUUUGACGAAAAUUAGUUUUAGUCAAAAAAUCAUCCAAAAUCGUCUUUUGAUUUUACCAGAGAUGGCCCACAUUGUCAAGAGAUGAUUUAAGCUAAAAACUAAUUUUCGUCAACAAAUGACUUAGGCCGCUAUUUUAAUGGGGUGACGAUUUGAAAGAUUUACUCUUUUUAAAUUUGAUCCUAGCAUCUAGGAAGAACCAAACAGUUCAAAAGUCGUGUAAUGCUAAAAAAAACUGCAGGAGGGACACCUGCAAACCAAUGAUGUUAAUUUCCAACAGGUUAAAUAAUAAGGUUUACCACUCUUUGAGGGACUGUGUCAAAGAAUUCUCCAGUACACAAUACCAUGAAAAAAGAUUCAGUGAAAUCUCUGUAUAAAAGGGACAGGGACCAAAACCAGCUCUGGAUGGCCCUGAUCUUCAGUACUGUAUUAAAAACAGACAGGACUUUAUAGUGGAAAUCACUGCAUUGGCUCAAAAUCUCCCACCAACACCACCACGAUUUGUCACUGUAUUCACUAACUCAAAAUUGUCCCAUGGUCUGGUACUUGAGUAAAACUUAACGCUGUAUUCAUUUCUGUCCCCGCAGCCGUCUGGAUGCGAAUCACAUCUCCAGCGUUCCUGUUGGUUGUUUCUCUGGCCUGCGCUCGCUACGUCACCUUUGGUUGGAUGAUAACUCCCUCACGGAGGUGCCUGUGGAAGCUCUGGGUGAGCUGCCCAACCUACAGGCCAUGACGCUCGCCCUCAACCACAUCACCCAUGUCCCGGAUCACGCCUUCAGCAAGCUGGGACGCCUGGUGGUGCUGUACGUAUACGACAAACAGACACUCCCAGAGUUAAUCCAAGGAAUAUACCCAAAUUUGUUUUUAUGUCAGUGUGUUUUUAUGUGUGUUUGUGUGAUUUUGUGUGUGUGUAUGUGUCUGGUGUAUGUGUGUGUGUUCAGGCUGUUGCUAGGAGCUGUUGCUGCAUUCUGCAUUAAGUUAAACCGUGGCAGCGACCGUCCUUGUCUGUCUUUAAUAGCUCCUUAAUAACACGAAACCUCUCUGUUUGUGCAUGAUUGGUGUGUGUGUGUCUGUGCGUGCAUGUGUGUGUGUGUGUGUAUACGUGCGUGCAUGUGUGUGUGUGAUGGCAUUCAGCGCGGCAGUAUUGAAGUCUGCUGUCAUUUCUUUUGUCCAAUCGGCUUAAAGCUAAUUUGCAUGAAAUUACCAAAAGAAAAAAAACCUUCUUGAGAGGCCCCGGGGCCCCUUUUAGAAAGACACAACACACACACACAUGCACACACACGCACACACACACACUCACACACACUCUUUGUCUGCUUCAUUAGUCAAUCAGUCUCUCUCUCUCUCCGUAGGCAUCUCAACAACAAUAGGAUCGUUUCCAUGGGAACAAACUGCUUCCACGGACUCCACAGUUUGGAGACGCUGUGAGUUUCAGUGUGUGUGUGUGUGUGUGUGUGUGUGUUGGGGAGGGGAUGGAGAAGUCAGGGUUGAAAUGGGGUCAGGAUAAAGGUUUUAGAAGAUGUGAGGGAAGAUUUCAUGUAAACAUUUCUGAAGGAUGCUUCACGUGAUCAGUUUGAACAAUGCUGCAAAAUUUGGGAGACUUUUUUUGUUUGAAGUUAGCUCGCUUAAACGCUCGCAAGUUAAUACCAAAACAUGUUGGUUAGUGGUGUUGUUGAAGCAGUGGAUUUAAGUGGAAAAAAAAAUGUUAUGGGGUGUGAACAGGGCAAGAUUAUGAGAUUUCCUAGGGGACUGUUAAAGGGAUAUUCCGGUGUAAAAUUAAUUGAGGGUCAAACACACCGUAACACCGAGUAAAACACCCCUUCAAGAGAUGAAUGUUGCCUUCCGCUUGCUUCUCUUGUUAUUCCAACUUUUGUAACAACCGCACGAUAGCAAUACACAGCGGUCUGAGAAGCCACAAACAAACCUCAACCAAAACGCCACUCUAUAGCCACAAAUAAUGCUCAGAACAGCACCUAACUUCAUCAACAGUACAUACAGGGUCCUAGUCACAGUGAUUUUCAUAUAAUAUAAAAUGACAUAUUAUUUCAUUUACAUUAUUUUUUCCAAAUUUUUAGGUGCACAGAAGGCAAAGAAUGUCAAUAAGUGAGAGUUUUAUGCUGUCUCAGUAUUUCAGCCUCUCCAGUCAGCAUGUGAUCAGAUUUUAGGGCGAGUAUUCUGUAUAUUAGACAGAGUCGAGCAGAUUAACCUGAGUGUUUACGUUGGUGUGUGUAUAAUCUGAGGAAUGUGUGUAAAGAAAUGUUUCUGUUUUCUCAGUCAACCAGAGAGGCAGGUUUAAACACACAAACACACUGACUUCAUUUGGAAACACUUCUGUACUGUGUGUGUUGCUCUGUGUGUGGCCCUGGCUGUAUGCUAAUCAUAAUUACUAUUCACACACACACCCACAGAGAGCAUGUGUGUGUGUGUGUGUGUGUGUGUGUGUGUGUGUGUGUGUGUGUGUGUGUGUGUUAGAAGGCUGUGUACCUGUAAGAUCAGCAAUAAUAAACCACACUGGGUCUCAUGUUCAUCUGAAACUACAAACACAAACAGAGAGCAGAGGAGAAAACGGAAAUGAAAACAAGGCAAAAUAAAUUAAUCCAACAAGUUCGCCUCAGUCUUUAGGAAAAACCCACCCAGGUUUUCUCAGCUACAGUGGUUUUUCCUCUGAUGCCCACCGUAGUCUAACCCAAGCCCCCUUUGAUUCCACCCAAAUUAGGAUUUUUCUGGUUCCAGUAAGUGACGAAAAUGGUGGUGAGCGGAAAACCCAAAAUCCAGCUUUCAAAACAUGUCUUCGGAAACCUCUGAGACUCCACAAAAACAAUGUGGUUAGCAUGAAACCCCAAGAAAUAACCACACAAGCUGUGUGGGAGAGGCUGAGACACCUGUCAGUCAAAAACAACCCAGACGGUGUUAACGGGGAGUUUGUGUAAAGUCUGGAACAGGAGUCAGGACGCUGUUAGCCUCGCUUACUAUCACAAUGAAAACAAAGAACCAGUCGCAUCGUUUUUUAAAAAUAUAUAUCCUCAAUUUUAAUUCAACGGCAGCAUCAUGUUUAAAUGAAGUUAGGACAGGUUUAUGUUUCUCAUUGUGUCUCAUCAGCUUCUCUUUAACAACACUGUAAACAUUAGUGAGCUCAGGAGACCAGUUUCUGGAGUUUGGAGAGUGAAAUGAUCCAUUCUUGCCUGAUCCAGGAUUUUAGCUGCUCAACAGUUCAGAGUCUCAUUUGUGGUGUUUUUUUGUGUUAUGAUGCUCCAAAUGUUUUCAAUGAAUGAUGAGUCAGGACUGCAGGCAGGCCAUUUUAAUAACAGGAUCCUUCUAAUACAGAGCCAUGCUGUUUCAAUACCUGCAGAAUAUGGUUUGGAGUGUGUUGCGGAAAUCAAAUUUUGAAGGGGAUAUUCCAGCGUAAAAUUAAUUUAGGGUCAAACAGACCAUAACACCGAGUUAGACACCCCCUCGAGAGAUGAAUGUUGCCGACUGCUUGCUUCUCUAGUUAUACCAAUGUUAGUAACCACCGCACGAUAGCAAUACACAGCGGUCUCAGGAGCCACAAACAAACCUCAUACAAAACGCCACUCUAUAGCCACAAAUAAUGCUGAGAACAGCACCUAACUUCAUCAACAGUACAUAUAGGGUCCUAACCAUAGCACUAGCCACCAAACAUCUUUUUAACUUUGCCUGAUUUCUUUAGAAAAGAGACUAAACACAACUCACCUACUCUCUUCCAGCAGGUGCUUGUUUGUAGAAAGACCUCGACCAGUCCAUCAUCGACUGAGAUGGGGUGACGCAGGUCUGGUUACAUUUCCAUUAAGAAAUGAUCAUAAAUGUUCUUCCUUGAGCUGCGUCACCCCGCUGCAGUCCAUAAUGGACUGGUCGAGGUCUCGCUACAAACAAACAGCUGCUGGAAGAGAGUAGGUGAGUUGUGUUUAGCCUCUUUGCUAAAAAAAUCAGGCAAAGUUAAAAAGAUGUUUGGUGGCUAGUGCUAUGACUGGGACCCUAUAUCUACUGUUGAUGAAGUUAGGUGCUGUUCUGAGCAUUAUUUGUGGCUAUAGAGUGGCGUUUUGGUUGAAGUUUGUUUAUGGCUCCUUAGACCACUGUGUAUUGCUAUCGUGCGGUCGUUACCAAAGUUGGUAUAACUAGAGAAGCAAGUGGUCAGCAACAUUCAUCUCUCGAGGGGGUGUCUAACUUGGUGUUACGGUGUGUUUGACCCUAAAUUAAUUUUACGCUGGAAUAUCCCUUUGAAGAGCAAUUAAAACAAAGUUCAUUUUUUCCAUUUAACUUAUCGUCUUUGCACCAUUGUUAUUUUUGUUAAAAUAAUUCUCUAGCUAUCAAAAUAAUUUUUUUAUCCAUACUUGCACAGCAUCUAAACUCUUGGGACUGGGCUUGUCAAUAACAUCAAAGACUAAUUUGAAAAAUGAAGCUUAUAAAGACAGAGGGAACAAAGCAUCUCGAAUCGGCACGGCAUUAAAAAGCAAAUUCUCCUGAACCCAAUUUUAACCAAGAAAAGAGUUUCCAUCAUUAGGUUGAUGUUGUCUAAGGGAGAAGUUUGCGAGACCAUGACUGCCGGAUUCCUGAUGUUCCUCAUUCUUCUUACAUAACCUAUUGAACCUAAUCAGGAUGUGCAAUUUACAGCUUGAGACUGUGAUAAUUGAGAUUUUCCAAAAACCCCUGGAUCCCCCAUGAGCCUCUAAACUGUCCAAAUCAGCACUGCGUAUCCCGCUUUCAUCCAGUCGUAACCUUACAAAUUGCAACAAUAAUAGUUUGGCAGAAGGCUAUUGUUGUUGCAAAUCAUCCUCUGGACACACAUGUACUCACACUCUCAGGACACACUGAAGCAAUUUCAAUUUAAUGGUAUUUUCACAAUGUGGCAGCUCCAUUCCACACAGUGUACGAGUGCGUAAUAGCCACCUGCAGCACAGAGAUGAAUGAGAGGACCUAAUUGAAGCCAUGUGUGGACUCAGAGAUUGCUCUAGUCUCUCUCGGUGAUGAAAGAGACGAGCGAGGCAAAGCUAAAUGUUUCUUUAAUAAACUGAGUAGAUUAAGAUCAGCACCAAAGCUUUAAACACAAACAUUUACAUGAAACACUUUUCUGUGGUCAGAGUUGAUAUUCCCACAGUUUUACAGAGGAAACGAUGAGUUUCAAUUUACACUUAAAAGCUACAGCACCAGGCUGAUAAUCUCAUUAAAGAGCUGAGAUUCAAUGUACAGAUCUGACGUUCUCAGAGUUGAAAAAUAAAGCCAACAUGGAAGUGCAAAAAUCUGCACUUCCCCAAGUGUCCACUGGAGGCUGACUCUGAAAGCCAAAGAAUCCUCAUGCUUAAAGGUGGGGUAGGCAGGAUCUGAGGAAGUGGCACUUUUUGGGAGAAAUCUUAAAUGUAAACACUACCCCUCCCAACCAGUUUUCCCCUCAGCUCCUCCUCUCCCCUCCCUCUCUGCUCCAGCAAGCCCCGCCCACAAACAGACGCUCCUGCUCGCUCGUAUCGUUACGAUUAAAUUCAGAUAUAAUGCAGAUAAAUACUUAUAAUUACAAAUGGGGCCCAGUCGACGUGAAAGUGAAAAGCAUUGGUGCUACUGUAGAUGCCAACAGACUACCAGCAAACACAAUGUUUGCAGGACUUCUACAACUAGGAGAAAGUGACAUAGUCCAGGACCCGAGGUAAACAGUUUAGCGACAACACGCAGCAGGUCCCGUUUGACAAGAAACAGCUCUUUUACAGACACUUGGCUUACUUUGUUUAAGUGGUUUACCUGUCCAGUAGAAAGAUUACAGGGUCUGUAAGAUCCCGAAGUGUCCCCCAUCGUUUAUGCUGAUUUUAAACUGGCUUCUUAGCUCUUGUCUGCCUCCGUUUUAAGCGCCCGUUAUUCUGGCAGAGCCUCCAGUAUUUACUUUGUUUUCUCGCCUGUGUCGGCAAAAUUCUGUACUUUCUGGUUGCUUUCUACUGUCCGAUGUUGUAGCAUGCUAACUUUGUUUAGGCUGGUGAACGUUAUUCGAGGACGUGGAGUUUGCCUUACAACACGGGGGAGCAGCGCCCGUCUCACAACCAAUCAGGUUGAGGGAGGCAGAGAAUGGCUUUGUUUACAGUCAGAAAGAGCAGGUCGCUCAAAUUUUUUUUAAAUGCUGACUACACAGACAUAACAAAAACAAAGUGAUAUUGUUAUAUUACCAAACAUCAUCAAUAACUAAUAGCUAUGGACUGAUAUUAAAAGCUUUUUUGUACAUACACUCCAAAAAAAGGUGAAGUAUAAAGGCAUGACAGCUGUUGUGUACAGUUCAUGUGUUGUGCAUGGGUAUUCAUGAUUUAGAUGGAAAAAUGUUGCUGUUCUACAUCAUUAUAAAACAAGACCAUAGCUGAUUGGAAAAGCACCCCAAAUCAAAUUCAGCACAGCUGGUGUAGUUUAGCAGAUAUCCAGAGUCUGUAAUUCUCAGUGUGAGAUUGUUUACAGCUUCCCCACUCAGUGUCUUAUCAAUCAUGUACAACUUUUUUUCUUUGUUUCAGGGAUUUGAACUACAACAAUCUGGGGGAGUUUCCGACAGCCAUCCGCUUCCUCAGUCACCUCAAAGAGCUGUGAGUCUGAACUGCGUUUGAUAAAACUCAUUGAUACAUACUGUGGCCCUGAGUCAGCGCUUAUCAAAUAGUGAGAUACUAUUUUUCUGAACAUGCUGGAACAAAAGGAGUAGUUUUGGAAUUAAAGGGGUUAACUGAUAUUCUGUUUCUUGUCAAGUGGUUUCCAUAGUAACAACAUCCAGUCAAUCCCGGAGCACGCCUUUACAGGAAACCCAUCCCUGAUUACCAUGUAGGUACCGCCCUUUAAUCUAAUACAUUUUUAUUUUUAUUUUCUGAAGAGUCUGAAGAUUUUUUUUUUGUCUGUUUAUGUUCUACAGUUUUUUCUACGACAACCCGAUCCAGUCUGUGGGACAGUCGGCUUUUCAGAACCUUCCAGAGCUGCGAACACUGUGAGAAACAUGUUAGAUAUGCACCUCAACUUCAUUCUGUAUGUGACACUGUAGCAGAUAUAUGAAAUGGAAAAAAAGCAACAAAAAAAAAUAAUAAUAAUUAAUAUUUAUUUUUAGAAUUCAAUUUUUUUAGUCAAAAAUUCAAGAGAUAAAAGGCCAGAAUUCUAUAAAAAAUAGACGAAUAUAUAUAUAUAUAUUUUUUUUUUUUUUAAAGAAGUAAAAUGAUCAUACAAAUUUAUUAUUCUUAUUUUCAUUUCAGAAAUCUGUGAAAAAAAAGUCACAAUUCUAGAGAAAAAAUUAAAAUUCUACGAAAGGGUCAGAAUAACAAGAGAUAAAAUGCUGCGUUUGAGUUACUUCAGAAGUCAGAUGUAGUAACUGAAAAUGACGUCACACCCGAGUUACCAGCGUUUCAGUUACCAAGUCGGAAAAAAGCUAAAUCGGAAGUGGAAACAAGAUGGCUACAUCUACGAAAGUUAUUUUAGCACUUACCUUGUCCGAACAUAACAAGGACAAGGCAAGCGCUAGAAUAACUUUCGUAGAUGUAGCCAUCUUGUUUCCACCUCUGAUUUUGCUUUUUUCUGACUUGCGCUGGUAACUUGGGUGUGACGUCAUUUUCAGCUCUGACAUCUGACUCCCAUGAAAGAGGAUUGGACUUCUAAAAUAUGAAAGGCCAGAAUUCCAUGAAAAAGUCAAUAUUCUCAGAAAUCAAACAAGAAGUUUAAAGAUUUUAAAGAUAAACAGUUUAAAGAUUGGGAGACAAAAGCAGGAAUUCUGUGAAUGAAGUAAGAAUUUUGAGAAAUAAGCAGGAAUUUGUGCAGGAAUUUCUUUUCAAAGAAAUAAGUGGUUAAAAUCUAGCUUACUUAACAUUUACCUCUUAUAAAUUGUUUUUUUGUUUUAUUGCCUGUUUCUGUGUUUGCAUCUAUAUACCCUGAAUUUAUCCUGUUGGUCUGAUACAGCAGGUGUCAAAGAGCCAUCAAAAUAAUCCUGUUGUUGACAUUUGGAAAGAAGUGUCAUAUGAGUUAAAUUUAUAUUUCAUAAUCACUGUUAAACCCAGAAUUGCCUCAUUAAAGCAAAAAUAAACUUCAGACUUCAGCUUUUUAAAUCAAAUAUCAGAUUUAGUAGCUGGGUUGCACGAUUUUUGGCACUGAUUAGAUCAGAAACAGAUUUUUGUGAGCUGCUCAGGUGAGACGACUGAAAAUGUUCAAACAUAUUUUCCUUUUUAGGAAUCGGAGGAUCGGAGUGUGUGCGUGCAUCCAGAAAUUUUUAGAAAACCAGCUCAUUGAAACCAGAAAUCAGUCAAACAUUUGACUCAGUUAUCAGCAAAUAAAACUCUGAAAACACACACAGAGCACGCACACACACGGAGGUGGAUUUUCCCUGCAAAGAUUCUGAUUCGAUGGACACGUAACAAACACAAACUCUCUCUUUUUGUUUUCAGUUCUCUGAAUGGAGCUGCAGAUCUCACCGAGUUUCCAGAUCUGACUGGAACCAAGAGCCUGGAAAGCCUGUAAGACACAAACUUACACUCACACACAUACACAGACACACACUAACACACUCACAGGGAGGACUGUUUCCUGUCUGUUUGCUGUUGUACGACAUCAGUGUGUGUUUGUAGAGCUGCUGUUAUUAAUACUCCACACAGUUAUUAUUCUAUCAGACCGACUGUAACUUUAUUUUUCUGCUGCUCAGCCUGAAAUUGAAUCCCUCUCUUCUCUCCUUGUUGUGACCCACUUUUCCGUCUCAUAAUAAACACCUUCGUCGUGUUUGUUUUCUUGUAUUUUUCCGUUUAAACUAAUUUCUGAAAGCACUGUGUGUUCAGCAGUAACCUGGCUCUGAACCAGCUGCUGGAAAUAAAAACUCCAGCUAACAAACCGUCACACAUUCUUCAACUUUCUACCUUUAUGAUCCCUCCCAGUGUUCCUGAACGCCUCACUGUUCCGUCAGAUGGCGUAAAAACUAAACAUAGUAAUGUAAUUUCCUGCUGAGUCCUUUGAUCAACUCCAGUUGUUGUUUAUUAGAACAUUAAAACUAUUUUAGAACAUUUUUUUUUUUUACUUUAAAAAAUGUUUAAUUGUUACAUAACCAAUUUACUCCAGCUGUUCACCGUCCCCCAAUCCCCUUAAGACAUUUUAGAGCACCUAAACACACCAACAUGUCUAUGAAAUGUGUUUUAAAACAUUAUAACUCCCACAAAUGCAUUAUAAUAUCGCCCCAAAGCAGACAAAAAUUCAUUACCCCUGAACAGAACACAACACAGCCAUCCUACUGUAGUUAAAAUGCACAUAAUAGCAUCAUUAUCCUUUGUGGAUGAUAGUAAAUACACAAUAAUUCAUCUUUUGUAGGAAAACCAUAAUUUGAAUGCGCCUAAACACAACAUACUGCUUUUAAAAACUUCCUAUAUACAUCCCAGUGAUUAUAAAAUGUCUCAGAACACACCACACUGUGUUGAAAAUGUCCUUAAACACACCACACCACUUUACAAGUGUCCCUGAACACACCACUCUGCUUUGAAGGUGUCCCUGAACACACCACUCUCCUUUUGUUUUAUUUGGAAAUAUACAGUUUAUCAUAAUAACACCGGAUCAUUUAACUGACUCACCUGUAAACACAUCAUAGAGCUCUUGAUAUGCACCUAAACACACCACAGAAUAACUCACUGGAAUUGUAAAGGGGUUUUAAAGCCUGAUUACCAGGUCCUUACCAGACCCAGGUGCUCAUGAGCAAACCCUGACCUCUGACCCAGAUGAACUUUUUUUUCUUUUACGUUAAUUUCCGUCUUUGUGUGUGUGUGUGUGUUUUGUGUGUGUGUAUUUGCAGGACUAUCACAGGAGCCCAGAUUACCUCUCUGCCUGCCUCGUUGUGUGAUCAGCUUUCAAACCUCCAGCUGCUGUGAGUCUGAAUAUAAAAAAACUGACCUAAAUGUGGCGCUAAAUGAAUAGUUAGAGUUCGGUGUGAGAUUUAAAUUGUAAUUUAAGUUUAUGCAGAAACAGCUUGUGCUACACCUUAACUCUAAGUGGAAUAAAAACUCUAUCCUAAAUCAGAAUUUACACUCAAACCAGGCAAAGCUUGAAUUUAUGCAGAGCUGGUCUCAGUGGAGGUCAGUAAAAUUUACCACCUUGGGUCGUGGAUUUUCAUUUGUUAAUAGGGAUACCUCUUUUCUCAUUACACCCGUAAUAAUGCACGUGGAAAGGAUAUACUUUAUACUGCAGUUUGUGGUGUGAAAAUCUGGAGGAUUGGAAUAAAAAGAAUCCAAAAGUCCAAAAAUCUGGAUUAUCCUGAUCCCAGAGAAGGACUGGAUUAAAACUGGAUACAAGAAUUAAAUAUGAACAAACUUCAAAGUGGGUCAAAUGUGUCAAAACUUUGUAACUUUUUCAGACUUUGCUUUAAAGAGUUGCAGAGGUAGAUAUCUGUGUUGUAAUAAAAUGCAGGAUUUCACCGUUUGAGAAGCUGAGAGGAUCUCUCUCACUUAUUAUGGCUUUUAGCGCCUCCAGUGGACAAAGUGUGCGGUUUAACAUCUCAUCCGAGGCACUUUUGAUCCAAGUUCUGUUAAUUUCUUAAACUCUGUUGCUGGAUCAGGCUGAUGUACAAAAACAACAGGACAAAGGUGAGCUGGAUCACCAGUUUCUAAUGAGGAAAUUACUUAAUCCAGAUUAUCCAGAUUAAUCCACCUGAACAAGGUGACCCGCUGUGUGCUUUUUGACAAAAAGUGUUUCUUUUACUCCUGAGAUAUGUUCAGUGGGUGUUGGACAUUUAAGCUUUAAUGAUAACUGAGUCUUCUCUUCCUGCAGUGACCUCUCCUACAAUCAGAUCCAGAGUCUGCCCAGCUUCUCCGGCUGUGAGAGCGUCCAGAAGAUGUGAGUUUGAGUUUCACUGACGGAAACUGUAUGGAUUAUUUUUCAUUUAUGUCGUCAAUUCCCAAAAAAUGUUAAUAACAACAGAAUUUGAUGGUUUGCAAAUAAUUUAAAGCCUAUAUGUGAUUUGAAAUAGUGUAAAGAUGACAUAUUAUAAGUUGAAACUGACAGAGUUUGUUGUUUUUAAGAAGUAUAUGUGCUUAUUUUAGAUUUAAUACCAGCAACAUGUUUGUAAAAAGUUGCGUGAUAAAAAAAGAAAAGCCUGAAGAACAUCUCCCAACUGAUAAGGUUAAUUUCCACCAGGUUAGUCACAUUAAUGGGCAUAAAAAGGACAUUUGGAGAGGCUGAGUCUCUCAGAAAGAAAGAUGUUCAUCAUUCUGUGAGAGACUGAGUGACCUACUAGUUCAAUAAUUUCAGAAUAAUGUUCCUUGCAAAGAAUUAGUGGAGUUUACAAUCUGCAAUACAUAAUUUCAUUAAAAAAUAAAGAGAUCUAGAUAAAUCCCUGUACAAAAGGGACAAAUUCACUCCUAAAAUCCAUUUUCUAUGAACAUAGUUCAUCACUGCAUCCACAGAUACAGGUUAAAAGUGAACGAUGCAAAGGAGAAACUAUAUAUGGUUUGGAAAUCACAGAUGUCAGAUGUUCCACCCUGAAAACCCUGAUCCAGAAACACCAGAGACUUCUCUAGACCUGAGCCCAUUUAAAAUUUUACCCCUAUGUAAGAUUUAAAACUCGACAUUCUCAGCGCUCAAGAGUGGAGGGACCCUCCGCCUGGUUGAAUCAAAAUUUGAGAAUCAUGGUUGCUGUGUCCUCCACCUGAAAGAGGGGUGGAUACACUAUCGGUGAUUUCUCCACUCAGUUUGUUAAUAGUUGUCAGUUCCAUGAUGGUAUGAGGAUCAUAAAUGUCCAUGGCAUGGGUAGCUUACUCAUCUGUGAAGGCUUCAUUAAUACUGAACAGUAUAUUAAGCAUAAACAGCAUGAACAUCUGCUGCCAUACAGACAAUGACUUUUUAAGGAGAGACCUUAAUAUUUCAGUGAGACAAUGACAAACCACAUUCUGCAGGUUUUUACAACAGCAUGGCUCUGUAGUAGGAGAGUCCUGCUGCCUACAGUCCUGACUUGACACCCAUUAAAAACGAUUGGAACAUCAUGACCCUGUGCUUUUGAGCAGCUAAAAUCCUAUAUGAGGCAAGAAGGGAACAUGUUGCUGGCAUCAAGCUUAAAUGAGUAUAUAUUUUUCUUUUAAUAACUUUUUUUCUGUUUACAAAGUUUCAACUUUUAUGUUACCUUCACACGAUCUCACUUAAAUUGAGUUUUUAAAUGAUUAGCACCCUAUCAAAUUACUUUUAUUACCAUCUUACACAGCGUCCAAACUAUUGAGGUUGUAAAAGUUUACCUCAGAUAUCUUCACACUCGUGGUUUUAUUUCAGGUCAGGGUGAUAAAGCUUGUGUUUUAGAGUUAUCUAAUCAGCUCCACAGUUAGUGUAUUCUUAACAAAAACCGUAACAACCAAGGAAGUACAUCCAGCUGUGCAUCAUGGGAAUAAUUAGCACCGUCAAAGUUUUUAUUCCACCAAUCAGAGAAGAAGAAGAGACACUGCUGUUGAUCAGAUUGAUAAAUAUGAAGUCAUGGAAAUAUCACUUAAUGUGUGUUUGUGUGUGUAGAGAUCUGCACCAUAACGAGAUCGAGGAACUGGAGGAGAACACCUUCCACGGUCUGCUGUCUUUACGCUCUCUGUAAGAACACACACACAGACACACACACACACACACACACACACACACACACAGACACACACUCUGCAGGUUUAAUUAGCCUGGAGCUCUGAGCAUUGAUCCGGAGAUGCCCUCUUUAAAUACUCUAAAUGGAAGCAGACUCAGAUCCAGGUGGUCUGCAGGAUGAUUGGACAGGUAUGAUGACAUCAUUUGGCUCCAGAGACGGAAAUCUAAGCAGGAAUACUAAAGCCGAUACACAUCUGAUACACAGGUCUGUUUCUUUACUAUUAUGAGGGAAGAAAUACGUCAAUAUGAGGAAUUAAGACUUCAUGUCAAAGUUAUUAAAAAGUUUAAAAAAUGUGUAAUAUCUUUAGGAUAGUAAAACAAAAGUGCAUAAAAAACACCAGUCAUAGCAGACACAGGUGAAAGCAGCCCAUCCAAAUGAAUAGUGGUAAAUAGUAAUUCAGAUUUUGGCUCAGUGACCAGGAAGUAAUGUCAAAAUACGGUUAACUUAAGGUAAGGUAAACUGGACGAAUGACCCUGUCAUGUGACUGGAGGUGUUGUAAACUGACACCAUAUCAUUCAUUUGUACUGUAAAUGUAAAUGUUCUUUAUUUAUACAGCCCUUUACAACAACCCUUUCGGUGAACCAAAGUGCUUUACAAUAUAUAGAAGAAAAAAAAAGAAUAAAUAAAAACAAUAAAAAGAAUAAAAGCAAUUAAAAAAAGAAUAAGAUACAAUGCAAUAAAAUAAAGUGUCACCACGCUACUGGGUAUUAAAAGCCAGCACAUAUAAGUACGUUUUCAAUCGGGAUUUAAAAAGGUCCAGGUUGGAAAUAAGUCUCAUUUCAGUUGGGAGCUUAUACCAGAGCCUGGGACCAGCAACUGAAAAGGCUCAGUCACCACAGUGCUUGUGUUUUGACCUGGGCACCUCCAGCAGAAGUUGAUUUGACAACCUCAGAGCUCUACCCGGCUCCCGAACAGUUCAAAGCUCAUUUAAAUAGAUGGGGGCAAGGCUCUUAAGAGCUUUAAAAAGAACUGUUAACUGUGGCAGCUCAUCAUGCUUAAACCAGUAGGUCUGUACAACUGCUUCCAGGAAAAGCUGCAACCUUCAGAGAAAUGAAACUAAGCCUGACAAACCGCAGUUCCUCAAGUGUCCACCAGAGGCUGGCUGGCAGAAGCACCAGAAACCACAUACACACCAAUGCAAAAAAGGGCAUUUUUUGAGUAAAAUGAACAGCCUGGUUCAAUAAAUGAUUUUGUAUGGAGAGGGAAAUUUUUUGUAUCAAAGAUAUGUAAGUUAUAACAUUAAUUAAUCAGGGGCAAUAUGAACUAAAUGGUUCCAGGAUGGGUCUGACAACACAAGGCCAGUACUUAACAUUAUGAGACAUUUAAAGACAGAACAUAAGCCACAUUAAAAACCUAAAAAAUGUGCUUAAAACACAUUUAAAGUGGCUUACUUUUGCUGAAGCAAAUUCACCUCAAAUAUGCCAUUUGUGACAUUUUUUACUUGGAUUUUAUCCCUAAACUUCCAAUCAAAACCCCAAACAAAACAAGUGUAAAUGACCAGAAUAUUUUAAAAUGUUAGCACUGACCUUUGCAUUGUUAUACUUCUGUCACGUCCCGCAGAUCGUUCUGACUUCUAAUCGUAUUAGAGAAAUUAACGUAUUACAAUCACACAAAACUCUCUUUGUGCUGGGAUUAGAAACAAAGAGAGGUUGUUAUAUCAGAAGCUUUAGUUAAUCGGUGCUAACACCUAAUCCUGAACUGUGUUAAGAAUCAUGGCAGCACUCUGAGGUCACUCACAUAUUAAACUUGUAUGAUGUCUGAUUUUUUUGAAGAAAAGGUUGCAGGUUUGUCUUCAUGAUUCCUCUUGGUCUCUGUUUGCAGAGAUUUAUCCUGGAACAGACUGUCAUCAGUGAAGCUGAGCUCUUUCUCUGCUCUUCCUGCUCUCACCAAACUGUGAGUGACCAGAAAAUCACCCAAAAUGUUCUUUACCAUUGCAACAUUCAGCAGCGAAAAGCACUUAAAUCCUACUUUUCUGCAUAGUUUUGAAUAAUACUUGAGCUGAGUAAAGUCACGAACUUUAUGCAGCCUUAAAUCUGACAGCUGUUGACCAUUUAAAAAAUAAAUUCUAUGUAUUUUAUCAUCCAGUUCAUGCAAAAAAGCCUCAAAUGAAACAAAACACAUAAUAUCAACUGUGACAGAUCAUUAUUUGGUAUGGGAUCCUUUGCAGUUUCAGCUCUUUACGUGGACUUUUUAAUGUGUGCAUGGUUAAACCUUUUUUAAACCUGUUUUCUCUACAGGGACCUGUCAUCCAAUCAGCUGUCAUCUCUGCCUCUGGUUGGUCUGCAGAGUUUAACUCACCUGCGAUUGGCUGGAAACACAAAACUGACCGAGCUUCUCCCCCGGGAGGACCUACCCAGAGUCAGGUUAGAGAGUCACAUGUGUACAAACGCACACUUUCAUACAUGUAAAUAAAUGACAUUUAGGAUUUAUAAACACUGAAGAUAAUCUGCGGAUCACUUUCUAUAACAUGAAACGUGGAGCUGCAAACAAAACGCUUCCUGCUGCGACGUCAGACCACCAACAUGGCUGCCAGAGGGGGAUGACUUCACUGACAUCGAAACCUGAACUGCAGUGUGUUUCUUCAUGUGCGUGUUUGUGUGUUUUUAGGGUGAUUGAGCUUCCGUACGCCUUCCAGUGCUGCGCCUUCACCUCCUGUGAGAAGAGAGGAGGAGGAGGAGGAGGUUCGUGGGAAAGAGAGGAUGCAGCAGACUCUACAGGGAGGGAAGCACCCGUCCUUUCCAGCCAAGGUAGAUCUAAACUCUAAAUCUAAAACAAGCUAAACUAUAAAUUCAGAGAUUUACUCAUGUUUCUGCAUCUCUACAGUGGACCAGGACUGGGAGGAUUUUCUGAUGGACUUUGAGAACGAACCCAAACUUGAGCACUCAGUCCACUGCAGCCCUUCACCAGGUAUCACAGCAGGGAGAAACACCAACAAAGUACCUCUUAAAAGUCAUAUUAAUACAUUUAACAUGAAAACUUUGAAUAUUUUCAUUACUCUGAGUUAGAUUUCAAUUAUUUUAACCUUUAUACAGUAAUUUAGCUAUUCAGUAAAGUAAGAAAAUGACUCCACAAAGUAUGACAUGCUGAGUUUAUCUUGUUUUUGGUCAAUUUUUUUGAAUGUUUGUCUCCUAAUUGUACAGCAGUGGUAUUAUUUUCUCUCUCCUCAACUUAAGCCAAGAGAAUAUGUCUGGAGAGUUUCAUUGGUUCGGUUCUGGUUCUUCCAGGUCCGUUCCGUCCCUGCCUUUAUCUGCUCGGCAGCUGGUUGAUCCGUGGAGGGGUGUGGCUGAUCGCAGCUCUCUCAUUGGUCAGCAACAGCCUGGUUAUCCUGUCAGUCUUCUUUUCACCCGCCUCCUCAUUGACGACACCCAAGCUGCUGAUUGGCCUGCUGGCCAUCGUGAACGGCCUGAUGGGAGUCUGGAGUGGCUGGUUGGCAGUCGUUGAUGCCUGGACAUAUGGCAGCUUCUGGAGGUACGUAUAGGAUUUAGGGGGGAGGCAAGGGGGCUCUUAGGGGACUGGGAACUACUUGAGUUGUCUGAAUGAGUACUUGGGUUUAAGAGGACCUUGAGGACCUUUGGGUCAUAGGGCAUUUCUAGAAAUGAUGGGGCACCCAUGGGAUUGCAGGACCUUUCUGAUGCUAUUAACUAUGUAGACUCUAGGGUAAUGGGAAAUGCCACUGAUGUUACAUGAGGGGGUAUGCUGCAUACCUCUGGAGUUAUAGUACUCUGAGAAUGCUCUAAAUGUUCUAAACUGUGGGUACAUUGGGAAUACUGCAGUUUUUGGGGGAUCUGAGACGUUAUUUUGGUAAGUAUUGGUAUUGUAGGGGACUCUUGGGAAUCAGGGUACUCUGGGACUAUCCUGGUUUGACAGAAUUUUGGGGAAAAGGAACUUUUGAGGUUUUGGGGAUCUUGAGGGAUUGUGGGGACCUAAGGGACUGUGGGGAUGCUGGCAUUUGAAGGACCAAGGGAAACCUUUGAAUUGUUGGAACCUUUGAGAAUGUUGAAGUUCCUGGAAAUCAAGGACUUUAGGGGACUAUGACAGCUGACAGGUCCUUGGACUCUUAGGGUGCUGUGUGUUAGUAGACUGAGUUUUCUUAUCAUCACGGAUCAUCAAAUAUUACAGUUUUCUGAGGACAAUUCGCUGCAAAUUUGCUCCAAACCCCAACUCCCAAGUAAACCCAAGAACCCAGGAUAUCCAUGAUCCUCAGUUUUGAUGUCACCAUCAUUUUUGUCCUUUCAGGUAUGGUACCAAGUGGGAGAGCAGCGUCUUGUGUCAACUCAGUGGCUUUCUAUGUAUAUAUGCGACACAGACCAGCCUUUUCCUACUGACCUUCACGGCCUUGGAGCGAUGCUUGAAUGCUACACACUGCCACAGUAAAAGUGACGGACACAAAGGUGAGUAAAACAAACAUACACAAAUUUUUCAGUGAACUCUUGGCCUGUUUGAUUCACUCUCCUUUCUCUCCAGGUGGCUCGCUGCCGUUCACCAUCUGUCUGUCGAUCUGCCUUUGCUUCCUGUUGGGCCUGGCUGUCACACUGCCCCCCCUGGUGGCCGGACACAGCAGUACCUCUCUCUGUUUGCCGCUACCGUCCUCCUCCCCCUCUUCCUCUCUGGCCUUCUCCGUCUUCUUGGUGCUCCUGGACUCGUUGUGUUUCCUCUUCAUGACCCUCGCCUACACUCGUCUCUACUGCCGGGUCAACAAGGCUCCACCCACCUCCGAAGAAGAGGUGGCGAUGACCCGACAUGUCGCCUGGCUGCUUUUCUCUGAUUGCCUCCUCUACCUCCCCAUCGCCUUCCUCUCCUUUUCCUCCCUGCUGCGCCUCCCUGCCACUGGACCAGAAGUGGCGAAGGGGCUGCUGCUGCUCGUGGCUCCGCUCCCAGCCUGCGUCAACCCGUUGCUCUACAUCCUCUUUAACCCGCUCGCCCGCCAUGAACUAGCAGCGCUCGCCAAACACACCUGUGGGGCUAUGAUGGCGCCCAGACUCCUCAGAGGAGGAAGAGGAGGCAGAGGCAGGUCGAGCAUGAUGGAUUCAACAUACGAUGAGGAUGCAGAGAAACAGUCAUGUGACUCCACGCAGGCGCUGGUAGCGGUCGGAGGGAUGAAGGAGGAAGAGGAUGAGGAAAGAGGAGGAAGAAGUGGGACACGACAUUCAGUGGCGUUUGUCAUUGCACAUCACUAGACUGACACACAAACACACAAACAGACUCAAGUUCUUACCUGCCGAAGGCCUUAUCAGUGAAUCAAAGAUGAGAAAUCAAAACUGAGUUUAAAGGGUUCGAUCCAGACUUGAUGUGGCUCUGAUACUCUUUCGUACCUUUGCGACCCUCAGGACAAAUGUGUCAUUGUAGACAGGAACAGAAAUGUGUCCAAAGUUUAAGAAAAUUCUGUUAUCGGAGAUGAAACUUUAGAAUCGGUUUUCAAUCAUCUCAGAGUCUAUACAUUUUUUAUAUACCGAUGAAUCCAACAGUUCCUACUGUGUUUUAAACAUGUUGUUAUGUUCAGAAAUGGUCUUAGAGACUGUUAUGAUUCCAUUAGGAGCAGCUAUUUAAUGAUACUUCUUGCAGAUUAUCAAUUUCAAUGCUUAAAUUUGCAUCAUUACUGAUUUGGCUGAAUUGACAGUGUCUUUAAAAACCAAUAGGUGAUGUCACCAAGACAACCAUAACCACAGUUUAUACAGAUUAUGCUCGUAUACGAUUAAUCUUUUUUUUGAUUGGUUGAAAAGAAGUCUGCAGUCUGUAGGGGGCACUGUGAGGGCUUUUGGCAGGUGAGUCAAAAAUCUCACAUACAUGCACGCACACACACACACAUGCACAAACACACGCAUUGACACAGGUUCAGAUACACUGCAGACUGAUGAGACUGUGUCGCAGCAAAUGUAGCAGAGGACGGUGAAAGAAGGAACAUGAACAGUCCGCACUGUCAGUUUGAGUCCAACUCGCUCUGUCUCUGUAUUUCUCUGUUUGUCUUUGUCUCUCCACCAUCUUCGUUCUGUUUAUUCUGCAAAAGAGCAAAAAAAGAAACUCAAUCAGAAUUUAAAGAACAGUUUGAAAUGAAAAAAAAGGAAGAUGGAGACUCUGGACUUUAACGUCUUCUACUCUGAUUGGAACACACACACUUACGCACACAGACAUCAUGAACAGUCGCCAGCUUUUAUUUUGAAAUAUGACACCAUUUACAGCAUUGUGUUACCACCAGCCAAAUGUUCAACCAAAUGCUGCUGAGCAUUAUGUCAGUGUGUGUGUGUGUGUGUGUGUGUGUGUGUGUGUGUGUGUGUGUGUGUGUGUGUGUGUGUGUGUGUGAGCCAGUAUGUUUUUGAGAGUGUGUGUGAAAACUGCAGAGUCUGUGUGAGAUAUUUCCCAGAGCCAACCCUCCAAACUAGAAAAUAAUAUAUCAUGAUCAGCAGAAAACUACAUUUCUUCACUCAUUAAGAUUAAUCAAGUAAUGUUAAAAUGACUCACUCUUCAUAUUUAAUCCCCUAAGAGGCAGAUAUAUAUAUAUUUUCCCCCUAUUUUAAAACCAAAUUUGGCCUUUUUAAGAACUCUCCAAAGUGGAUGUUGUAUUUGAUUGGAAAGAUCCUCCAUGUAUGACUGUGUUUGCGUAUUUUGUGUAGUAAAUGUGUGUACAUAAUGUUGUAAAUACAUGCUACUGUGACAAUCUUGUUUUCCUGUUGUGUAGACUGUGAGAAACGUCUUUGCUGAAAUCAUGUGUAUAAUGUUUGUUUGUAUAUUAUGAGCCCGUUUACUCUCUUCAUUCACAGCAUGUCACACACAGAUUAAAUCCAGAUGUGGUUUCUUGUGCUUUCACUCUCUCUAGUCACAUAUAUUCAUCUUUCUGACAGCUCUUUUUCUCACCCAAGAUGCAUGUAGUGACUCGGUGUAGAUGGUUUUAAGAUUGUGAAAAGUUUUCAGCAAGUUUUCAGUUUUUUCUUGUUCUCGCACUGUUCUAAAUGACUGAAGAUACAAAAGUGAAAAUCAUUAUUUUGUUGUGAUUUUGUUCUUAAGACGGUAUAUAACGUAAAAUAAUGCAAGAAGAGCGUGUGAAAAAAACAUUUACAUUCAAGGUCCACUUACGGCUUCUAGCUCUGCAUCAUACUCAGGAUGCAUUUUGCCACAAUGUCAACAGGCAAAAGGGAGAUGUGUCAGACGACUAACCCGUGACUGAUUUAACAUGACAGAUGGCUUUUAGUUGACCCUGGCAUUGCUUUUUUUCCUGGUAUUUGACCAAUAAGAAUCAAGUAUUUAACAGAGCAGAAUAACAUAGAUCUGCUAUCCCUGACAGUCACGUUUAUGGAGUUAAAGUCUGUAAAGCAAAGCUGCAGUACUGAUGUCAAGCAAAUUUUAUAAACCAAACUUGGUUUUUUUUUUAAAUGACAGUGAGUCCAUUGAGGUAAAGGAGAGCUGGGUGCAUUGUAGCCCUUUGCUAGGAGACUUGGGUCUAGUUUCAGUGAGAACGGCUCCGUUUACGAUAAAAACGUUCCCAGUCAUGUUUACAAAACAUUGGUGUCCAUAUGACAGUGUUAGGAAACAGAUCAGCCACAGUUUACAUGCCAGGCCAGUAGUUGGCAGUAUAACUUUGUGAUGAAACACUGUUGGAGAACAUGACGUGCUGGUACAUAAAGGGGCUCUUCAACAGGGCAGUCAAUACUCUCUGAUUGGGAACAUAAUAUGCAUGGGCAUCACUAUUUUCACAGGAGUGUUUGUGAGUUCAGAUUUUUCAACUUGCAAUUGGUAAAUGAAACAAAUAGCAUAUUGAGCAUAUCCCAUAUAUUCAUUUAAUUUUCACGUCUACCGCCUUUAAUUCACGCCAUACAAUCCCAUUGUGCAUUGCAAGACAAGACCUCACAUCUCAUUUUGUCUUUACAGUGACUUUAAAUGUAACUAAAUUGUGCAAAGUAGUUGUAUUCUCAAUUGAUAUGAACAUGUUCCAUUCAGGUGGGUCCAGUCCACAGCAGGACAAAUUCCUGAGUGGAUGAGUCUUGUGUUCAAGAAUCACGUUUCCUAUCACAGUUCCUCCUCUGAUCUGAUAAGCAGUGGUCUCAUUGAUACAAGAUAACUUAUUCAUGCUAAACUUGUCGGAAAAAAAAAAAAACCCUUGACAAACCACGUCAUUAUGACAAACUUAACUACAGAAACAAAGUUUAACAUGUUUUAACAUGAAGGGGGCGGGUUUAUGACAUGUACUGCAGCCAGCCAGUAGGGGGGGCUCCAGAUGUUUUGGCUUCGUUUUGGGUUACUGAAUACAAUGCCAUCUGUCUUUUCAACAUUUGAAGAAUAACACAUGCAGCUAGAUGUAACUGAACAUCCAAAUAAGUCUCUGGUUGUUUUUAUUGGUGGUGUGCAAAAAUUUCAAAAUAAAAGCUCCUCUUUAAGAGAAAAGUGUGCUUUUUGACACAAAUAGGAUUUGGAGGCUUAAGAGGAUAUGAGAUAUGCAGUCGGAAGCCCCGUAAGAAAGAACAUAAGUGGACCUUGGCAUGAGAAAACAAACCCUUGAAUAAGUUUUCAAGGCCUUCCUUCAUUGUAAUGCAUGUAACUUCAUAAAAUAUCAAAGUUGUUAUUCUUACUAGCACCAUCUUUAGGGGCGGGGUUUUGCUUUGUGGCUCCGCCUUGGCUGCAACAACAGAAAAUACAAAAAACAACACAUAGUCUGAAUGUUCUCUCAAAAUCACAGUUAAACUGCUGCACUUUUUUAAAACCAGCGCUAGAAAAAGGAUAAAAAAAACAUUUUAUUAAAAAGUUCUUCUCUUUUCUUUUUCUCGUGCUGUAAACUUUUGUAAAAUAUUUGAAAGUUUUGUGUUGUUUGAGCUUCCAGACAGAAGUCUCGAGUCCUGUGACGUAAAUAAAAUUACAGAGUGGAUGUGACUGCA
Xyrichtys novacula (pearly razorfish) is the source of this 38487-nucleotide messenger RNA. NCBI's taxonomy places the organism in Eukaryota, Metazoa, Chordata, Actinopteri, Labriformes, Labridae. The record is from the annotation of a GenBank genome assembly.